AUGGCGCAGACUCAGUUCGCAGUGGUAGACGUCUUCUCAAAGACACCCUACAAGGGUAAUCCUCUAGCAGUCGUCAACGACUUGAAGGGAGAGCUCAGCGAUACUGAGAUGAAGUUGAUCACGCGCCAGUUCAACCUCUCGGAAACCACCUUUUUUCUCCACCCAUCUCUCCCAGGAGCCCACUACAAGCUACGUUCGUUUCUGCCAGACGGGAGAGAAGUCUUUGGAGUUGGCCAUAAUAUCUUGGGAGCUUGGUGGUAUCUGGCACAUGCUGGACUGUUGGACUUUUCGAUCAAGUCUGGGAUCAGCAAGGGAGAUGGUAUUGAGGAGUUUACCUUCUAUCAAGAGCUGGGAGGAUCUGUGACGCCGGUUAAGAUUCUCAAGAGUCAGGUUUCUUCAGUUGAGCCGGCUGAGUUCUCUGUUUCCAUUACGCAGGCGACGCCUAAGGCUCAUGGACGACACCCGAAUGUGCCUGAGCUUGCCGCAACUAUCGGCUUGGGGCCUGAAGAUAUUGGACUGGCCCCCGGGACUGGUGUAUCCAGAAAACAUGAUGUCAUCCCGCGGGUGAUGUCUACAUCGACUACUCAUCAUCUCCUCGUCCCUGUUGCGUCCAUCGCAGCGCUUGAGCGGGCGUCAGUGCAGCGGGACAAACUCCUCGAGCAACUUCAACUCGCGCAUGAGAGUGCUUAUGGGCUCUAUCUAUUUGCAAAGGAUGACCGUGAGGGUGCACCUGCCAAUACUUAUCAAGCUAGAUUCUUCAGCCCCGGCAUGUCAACUGAGGAUCCAGCCACUGGAAGUGCUGCGGGACCUUUGUCCGAGUUUUUGCGUGACGAGGGUCUUCUUGAGUUGGUUGAUAACAAGACGAGCAUUGAGGUCUGGCAGGGCCUUCAAGUUGGGAGGGAGUGCCUCAUCAAGGUGAAUCUGGCUGUUGAUGGGAAUACGCCGGUUGUGGAUGUUUCUGGUAGUGGUGUACUGUUCUCGGAGGGCAGAUUAGCUAGUCAGGGAAGCCAGGCUUGA
Fusarium falciforme is the source of this 1017-nucleotide messenger RNA. RefSeq lists its product as hypothetical. The transcript has a single exon. NCBI's taxonomy places the organism in Eukaryota, Fungi, Ascomycota, Sordariomycetes, Hypocreales, Nectriaceae. The record is from RefSeq and is a predicted model, not a curated record. Gene Ontology annotation, cellular component: cytoplasm. Gene Ontology annotation, molecular function: isomerase activity. Gene Ontology annotation, biological process: biosynthetic process. The coding region runs from base 1 to 1017 and encodes 338 amino acids.